Molecule: messenger RNA, 505 nt
Organism: Syzygium oleosum
Lineage: Eukaryota; Viridiplantae; Streptophyta; Magnoliopsida; Myrtales; Myrtaceae
Product: homeobox-leucine zipper protein ATHB-9-like
Exons: 4
Coding region: 1-327 (108 amino acids)
Molecular function (GO): DNA-binding transcription factor activity
Source: RefSeq, a predicted model, not a curated record
AUGUGGACUUUCCAGUUUGAGAACAAGGACUCCAACGUGCAUCAGGAAAGAAUUGAUGCAUACUCAGCUGCAUCUCUGAAAACUAGUCCUUAUGCCAUUCCAUGUGUGAGACCUGAUGGCUUCCCUAGUAGCCACGUCAUUUUGCCUCUUGCCCAUAUUGUAGAGCAGGAGGAGUUCUUGGAGGUGGUUCGGCUAGAGGGUCAUGCAUUCUCACCUGAAGAUAUACCUUUGGCGCAUGACAUGUAUUUACUUCAGUUGUGUAGUGGGGUAGAUGAAAAUGCAGUUGGUGCCUGUGCGCAGCUUGUCUUGAUUGGAGAUGAGCUAUGAAAGUGAUGCCCAUCAUCAGUGACGUGCUCAUCAACGGAAGCAAGAACCCAGAAAGACAGACGCAUCUGAAUAUGAAUCCCACAACACAGUGUCUCUGAGUGCAAGUGCCCUUUGCUUUGCCUCCCUUGUUGUCUAAAGCUGAGCUUCUUCGGAAAGAAUACCAGUAGCGUCACUAGCU